AUGAGUGCUUCUGUGGUAAACACUUCGAAGGGUCUGUUAAUCUUUAAGGAUGUGGCUGUGGACUUCUCACUGGAGGAAUGGGAAUGUCUCAAUUUUGCUCAGAGGGCAUUGUAUAUGGAUGUGAUGUUGGAGAAUUACAACAAUCUAUUGUUUGUUGAAAAUCAUCACAUGUGUGGAAUGUAUGAGAAGGUCUUGGAUCAAGGCACACUGUACAUUGCCCAUGAGCCUGUGAAUAUCCAAGAGAAGUCUUCUAAAUGCAGUGAACUCAGCAAUAUGAUUCAUGAAUCUACCCAAUGUACACCUCAUAAAACUAACCACAAAGAUGCAUCUCUUCAAUUCUCAAACCUAAAAAUACCUAAAACUGGGAACACUGAAGAAGUUUGCAAGUAUAAAGAUUGUGCAAAUGGUUUAAAUGUGUGUUCUCUCAUUAGUCUCAAUCAAGGAAUCCACAUAGGAAAGAAAGAACACAAUAGAAAUACAGAAUUUGAUGAGGUUUUUCUCUCUAAACAUAAACCAUUGGUAAAGAAAAACAAUAGUAGAGUGAAUCCUUACAGAGGUAGUGAACCUGACCAGUGCUUUACCCAGAGAGACAGUCUUCAAAGUCAGGAGAGCAUUUAUCCAGAAAAGAAACCUCACAAAUAUAGUGAAUGUAAAAAAUGUUUUAAACAACAAUUCAAUCUUAGGAUGCAUCAUAGAUUUCAUACACGAGAAAAACUUUACAAAUGCAGUGAAUGUGACAAAUACUUUGCCCAAAAAUCCCAACUUAGUAUUCAUCAGCGAAUUCAUACUGGUGAUAAACCUUAUAAGUGUAGUGAAUGUGAAAAAUGCUUUACUGUAAAAGGCACACUGAGAAUUCAUCAGAGAAUUCAUACAGGAGAGAAACCUUACAAAUGCACUGAAUGUGACAAAUGCUUUACUGAAAAAGGUAAACUGAGAAUUCAUCAGCAAAUUCAUACAGGAGAGAAACCUUACAAAUGCACUGAAUGUGACAAAUGCUUUACUGAAAAAGGCAAACUCAGAAUUCAUCAGCGAAUUCAUACAGGAGAGAAACCUUACAAAUGUAGUGAAUGUGACAAAUUUUUUACUCAAAAAUCACAUCUUAGUAUUCAUCAGAGAAUUCAUACAGGUGUAAAACCUUACAAAUGUAGUGAGUGUUACAAAUGCUUUACCCAAAAAGGCAGUCUGAAUAUUCAUCAGAGAAUUCAUACAGGAGAGAAACCUUACAGAUGUAGUGAAUGUGACAAAUGCUUUGCCAGGCAAUCUUAUCUUAGAAUUCAUCAGAGAAUUCAUACAGGAGAGAAACCAUACAAAUGUAGAGAAUGUCACAAAUGCUUUACUCAAAAAUUCAAUCUGAGAAGUCAUCAGAAAAUUCAUACAGGAGAAAAACCCUACAAAUGUAGAGAGUGUGAAAAAUGCUUUACCCAACCAUCACAUCUUAGUGUUCAUCAGAGAAUCCAUACAGGAGAGAAACCUUACAGAUGUAGUGAAUGUGACAAAUGCUUUGCCAGUCAAUCCUAUCUUAGAACUCAUCAGAGAAUGCAUACAGGAGAGAAACUGUACAAAUGUAGUGAAUGUGACAAAUUUUUUACUCAGAAAUCACAUCUUAGUAUUCAUCAGAGAAUUCAUACAGGUGCAAAACCUUACAAAUGUAGUGAGUGUUAUAAAUGCUUUACUGAAAAAGGAAAGCUGAGAAUUCAUCAGAGAAUUCAUACAGGAGAGAAACCUUAUAAAUGUAGUGAAUGUGACAAAUUUUUUACUCAGAAAUCACAUCUUAGUAGUCAUCAGAGAAUUCAUACAGGUGCAAAGCCUGACAAAUGUAGUGAGUGUUACAAAUGCUUUACUGAAAAAGGAAAGCUGAGAAUUGAUCAGAGAAUUCAUACAGGAGAGAAACCUUACAAAUGCCAUGAAUGUGACAAAUAA
Arvicanthis niloticus (Nile rat) is the source of this 1920-nucleotide messenger RNA. RefSeq lists its product as uncharacterized. Gene Ontology annotation, molecular function: RNA polymerase II cis-regulatory region sequence-specific DNA binding; DNA-binding transcription factor activity, RNA polymerase II-specific. The record is from RefSeq and is a predicted model, not a curated record. Gene Ontology annotation, biological process: regulation of transcription by RNA polymerase II. NCBI's taxonomy places the organism in Eukaryota, Metazoa, Chordata, Mammalia, Rodentia, Muridae. Gene Ontology annotation, cellular component: nucleus.